GAGGCCAAAUGCGCAGAUUGGAAAUCACAUGGGCAGUGUAUGAGGGUAGUACUGGCAGUAUAGAAAGCCUAGAUCGCUGAUAUUCAACUUUUCUCCCUCAUGGAUGACUAUUACUGCGCUAGGUCCUUUACCGUUGCUGAGUUGAGCGCUAUAUAAUAGGAAAUAUGACGCGGGGGAUCUCUUGCUGUGCCGGGGUAAUGUCGGACAGGCUGUGAGGCACAGUAGCCCAGCAGCAGAAAGAAAUAAAAGUUGGUCUGCUAUAAAUAGCGAACUACCUCCCCUCCCCUCCGAGCAGCGGCAGGACCCAGCGCUGGGCUGACUUGCUAUUGGAUUAAAAUAGCAUCAUCUGUCCUGCCCUCCCAUGCCUGGGCCGCAGCCGGGCGCACAGUCCCAGCACUGUUAGGGAGCAGCAGGAAUGGGAAGAUGGCUGAAGACCUGGGAGAGCUGCUGGUCCCUUACAUGCCCACCAUCAGGGUACCCAAGUCAGGGGACAGGGUCUACAAGACGGAGUGCGCCUUCUCUUAUGACUCCCCUGAGUCUGAUGGAGGUCUGUAUGUGUGCAUGAGCACAUUCCUUGGAUUUGGCAGAGAACAUGUAGAGCGGCAUUAUAGGAAAACAGGGCAGUCAGUCUACAUGCACUUAAAGCGCCACAUCAGACUGAAAGCAACUGGCGCAUCAGGCGGGGCCUUUCCAAAAAGAAUAAAUGGGAGACUAUUUUUAGAUCUAGAAAAUAACACCGAGAUGAACACUGAAGAUUAUGAAUACGAAGAUGAAGCAAAACUUGUUAUAUUCCCAGAUCACUUUGAAAUUGCCUUACCUAAUAUAGAAGAGCUACCCGCAUUGGUAACAAUAGCCUGUGAUGCAGUCCUCAAUUCAAAGUCUCCAUAUAGAAAGCUUGACCAAGAAUCAUGGGAAGAAGAACUCCAGGUUUCAAAGUUUGCAAACAACCUUGUGCAAAUAGAUAAUGGUGUGAAGAUUCCACCAAGUAGCCUGUUUCUCAGUGGCUGGAAGUGCUCCAAGUGUGAUCUCCAAGAGAACCUGUGGUUGAACUUGACAGAUGGCUCCAUUAUGUGUGGAAGGUGGUUUUGUUCAGGCAGUGGUGGGAACGGACACGCUCUUGAACACCAUAAGCAAAUGGGCUACCCUUUGGCAGUAAGACUAGGAAGUAUCACUCCAGAUGGGGCAGAUGUGUAUUCCUUUGAUGAAGAGGAAGCAGUUAUAGAUCCCCACCUGGCCAAGCACCUUGCGCACUUUGGCAUUGAUAUGCUGCAGAUGCAGGGAAGUGAGAAUGGUGUCCUGGACAAUGAAGUCAAACCAAGAGUUAAUGAGUGGGAGGUUAUCCAAGAAACUGGAUUAAAGUUAAAGCCAAUGUUUGGCUCUGGCUACACUGGCAUUAAAAACCUUGGGAACAGCUCCUACCUCACUACAGUGAUGCAAGUCAUCUUUAGCAUCCCUGAGUUUCAGAGAGCAUAUGUGGGGAACCUUACACGAAUAUUUGAUUAUGCACCUCUGGACCCAACACAGGAUUUCAGCACACAGAUGGCUAAACUUGGCCAUGGUCUGCUGUCAGGACAGUUCUCCAAACCUCCAAUGAAAUCUGAGCUAAUCGAGCAGGUGAUGAAAGAAGAACACAAGCCUCAACCAAAGGGCAUUAACACUCGAAUGUUUAAAGCUUUAAUGAGCAAAGGUCAUACAGAAUUUUCCUCGAACAGACAACAAGAUGCAGAAGAAUUUUUUCUACACUUUAUAAACCUGGUAGAGAGAAAUAGUAUAGGCGCGGAGAACCCAAGUGAUGUCUUCAGGUUUUUAGUGGAGGAAAGGACACAGUGCUGCCAGUCAAGGAAAGUGCGUUAUACUGAAAGAGUUGACUACAUCAUGCAACUGCCAGUGCCCAUGGAAACUGCUACAAAUAAAGAGGAACUGAUUGCAUAUGACCUGAAAAGAAGAGAAGCAGAGAGUGCAAAGAGGCCUCCACCGGAGCUGGUCCGUGCCAAGAUCCCAUUCAGUGCCUGCUUACAGGCCUUUACAGAGCCUGAAAAUGUGCCUGACUUCUGGAGCAGUGCUCUUCAAGCCAAGUCUGCGGGUGUUAAGACAUCUCGCUUUGCUUCAUUCCCUGAAUACCUGGUAGUCCAGAUAAAGAAGUUUACAUUUGGCCUUGAUUGGGUACCCAAGAAACUUGAUGUGAGUAUAGACAUGCCAGAUCUUCUUGACAUCAACCAUCUCAGAGCUACAGGGCUCAAAUCAGGAGAAGAGGAACUUCCAGAUAUUGCUCCUCCUAUUAUCAUUCCUGAUGAUCCCAACGAUCAUUCCAGGAACCACUUUAUGGAAUAUCCUGACAUAGAUGAAUCUUCAGUGAUGCAGUUGGCAGAAAUGGGCUUUCCUCUUGAAGCCUGCCGGAAAGCAGUGUAUUACACAGGGAGCAUGGGGGCAGAAGUGGCAUUUAACUGGAUUAUUGCGCACAUGGAAGAACCAGAUUUUGCAGAACCGUUAAUCAUUCCUGGUUGUGGAACAGUGACCUCUACAUCAUCUCAUGGGCAGAAUGCGCUAUUAAACCAGCCACCAGAAGAGAUUGUAGCACUUAUUUGCUCUAUGGGUUUCCCAAGAAAUCAUGCUCUCCAGGCACUAAGAGCCACAAACAAUAAUCUUGAAAGAGCUCUGGACUGGAUGUUCUCUCACCCAGAGAGUGAAGAAGGAGCUGAUAAUGUCUCUGGCUGUGUGGAUACAGAGAACAAUCCCAAUGGCAUUAUCACUGACAGUGAACAGGAAGGCCCUAGAAUAAAGGAUGGCAAUGGAAGAUAUGAACUCUUUGGAAUUAUCAGUCAUGCAGGAACAUCUACAAUGUCGGGACAUUAUGUCUGCCAUAUCAAAAAGGAAGGAAGAUGGGUGAUUUAUAAUGACCAUAAAGUUUCUGCAUCAGAGCGACCUCCAAAGGAAUUGGGCUACAUUUACUUCUAUCAUAGAAUAUCAUGUUAAAUCCUUGUUUGGGUUCCAGGGCUGUAAAAUUAAAUGCAACUUUUUAAUCCUAAUCCAAAAAGUGUAAAUGAGCGGAAAACGGGGGUUGGGUUGGGUUGACACAAGACUGCCAGAAUACCAAGAGAUAUAUCUAAAUAUUUAUAGCACACCUAAGUAUAAAUAUUUAAAGAGAACCUAUUAUUUGAGGCCUUUUUAAGUGCUAAACUGAAUGUUUCCAAUAGUUAAAUGACAUUGUUGCUUUGUGUACUUUUAUAUGUAAAUUAAUUCAUGCUUUACUUACUUCACUGCCAGAGGCAGUGGUUACUUUUUUUCAUUUUAAUUCAUUUGAAAGUUGAUACUGAGAAGUAUUAUGCCUGGGUUCCCAAUAUCUCUUGAAAUUUGAAGAAAGUAUAAAUAAGUUCUAAAAAUAUGUAUUUGAUAUUCAAUUUGUUUUUUCACCUGCUAUUCUAAUGUAUGUCCAGUAGGUGGUGGUGGUGUUGUAAUUGUUGGCAUAACAUUAAGGAGGAAUUGGACAACCUCUCUGCAGUUCAGAAAGCAAUAUAAGAGUAGCUUGUUGGAAUAUA
This is a messenger RNA of Xenopus tropicalis (tropical clawed frog), 3536 nucleotides long. It is a transcript of the gene usp13, whose product is annotated as ubiquitin specific peptidase 13. The record is from RefSeq and is marked validated. Gene Ontology annotation, biological process: protein deubiquitination. The transcript has 21 exons. Gene Ontology annotation, molecular function: cysteine-type deubiquitinase activity; zinc ion binding. Bases 424 to 2973 code for a protein of 849 amino acids. NCBI's taxonomy places the organism in Eukaryota, Metazoa, Chordata, Amphibia, Anura, Pipidae.